CUGCGGCUUUCGGCGAGUCCGUGCUGGGCAGCCCUUCUCCCAGUUCGCUUCCGACGGCCGCCAUUGCUCCUUCUUCCUCAGCCCCCUUUUGAUCGUUUUUUUCCCGCCCGUUUUUCUGGGCGCCAUUUUUUGAAAUUCAAAAUUCCCGCCUUUUUCGUUACCAUUUUUUAAGCAUCGGAUACCUCCCCUGCAGGCUAUCUAUCUGUAUGUUUGUGUAUAUGUGCUGCUGACAAAUUUACACAAGGCUGAUUUACACACAUUUUUACUGUGGCUGUAAUCAUAGUGGCUGAAUUGUAUUAUUAAGGCUGGAGCUCCAAUCCUAGUGGGCUGGAUUGUAUUAUCAAGGCUGGAGCUUUAAUCCUAGUGGCUGGAUUACAUUAUCAAGGCUGGAGUUUUAAUCCUAGUGGCUGGAUUACAUUAUCAAGGCUGGAGCUUUAAUCCUAGUGGCUGGAUUACAUUAUCAAGGCUGGAGCUUUAAUAUCAGUGGCUGACUUGUACUAAAUCUGAUUUACAUUACAUAUCCUGCCCCCUAUGGGGCCGUGAACAAGCCAAAAACCCAGCCUACAGCACUAAUCUGAGUGUGCCAACUCUAAAACAGCCUAUAUUAUAUUAACGUUGAUACCUCUGUGCAUUCUGCCCCCUCUGUGGCAGUGCAUUCGCCAUCUGCCAGUGUAUCCUACCCCCUCCGUGGUAGUACGCUGUGCCAGUUCGGGUCUUUACAUCCUGCCCCCUCCGUGGCAGUGUACUGCACCCAGGUUCAUAUAAGAUGGCAGAACAGCCAGGCAUGUCACCAUCAACACACAUGGUGCCAGAUCAGCCAGACAUGCCACAAUCAGCCAAGCCACAACAUACUAACACGUCUAAGACCAGACAUGCCAAAGCACUGGCUAAGACAAAACAUCUUUCCAGCCAUAGUAAACCAAAGCGCCCUCGUUAUGUCUCUGUGCCAACAACCACCACAGCACAGACACACAUAAGUGAUAUUUUCCAUUCUCCUGCUCCUGCCUCUGACGAGGAAGAGUUUGUUGGCUUUCCCCCUCACGGUUCGCCUAACGAACCUACCUCUGGCUUACCGCCUCAGACAUCUGUUCCAAUAGCCCACCAGGCACAUACAUCUCACACAUCUGGUCUGCAGCUGUCUCCUGAUUUCCUCUCCCAACUCCAAGCCAUGCUGGCUUAUUUCACACAAAUGCAGUCACUACCACAGGUUCCUGCCAGACCCCCACUCAACAUGGACCAACGCGCGUUCCAUGCUGCUCAUCCUUCCUGCUCGCCAGAUCCCUUCGAUUUAGCCAGAGGCAGAUGUACGGACGAAGCCUCGUAUGCGGAGGAGUUAACUUUCACUGACCAUGUUGAAGGAGACGACUGGAGCGACUAUUCAGAUCAUGAGGAGGAUACAUCGUAUCGCUUGUUCAAUACCUCAGAUUACCAACCGCUCGCACGUAGGGUACUUCAUACCCUUGGUCUCCAGACUGCGCCCUCAACUUCGUCCGCUCCAACUCUCAAAGGGGCCAAGGUCCUCAAAUCCCCUGCACCUACUGAACACUACAUCCCGGUGCCGGACCCAAUUGCCAAAUUAGCUUCCGAAGAAUGGGCCCACCCGCUCAAAGCUCGACGCUUCAAGAACAUGGCUGACAGACUUUACGCCCUAGCACCAGACUUCGCCACCAAGUUAGAUGUCCCUGGCAUAGAUGAACCGAUCGCUCGCCUCGUUUCACGAUCUAUCUUGCCCAGGGAAGGGGAAUCCCACCUAAAAGAUACUACUGAACGUCGAAUAGACUUCGCCCUCCGCAAGAACCACGAGGCCACUGCCCUAGCCAUGCGUGCCUCUGCCUCAGCCUCCAUCUUCUCCAGAGCAUCUAUGAUGUGGCUGGAUGACCUUCUAGAGGACGAUAACCCUGAUCCUGUCACCUUCAAAAGAGCACUAUUGAAGUUACGUAAGACAGCAGCCUUUGUGGCCGAUGCCACUUUGGAUGCCACCCAAUUAGGGGCACGAGCCAUGACGACUCAAAUAGUCGCUCGUCGCACCCUCUGGCUUCGCCACUGGCAAGCUGAUUCAGCGGCUAGAUUGAACCUGUCCAAGGCUCCUUACUCCGGAUCUCUACUCUUCGGUGAGGAAGCUCUAAAGGCAGUUCUGGUUGAUCCAAAAGACGCCCACAAACCGGUUCUAGCCACAAUCAAGAACAUCGACCACAGGCCCCUCAGGCGAUUUCCCUCCUUUCGUUCUAACCAGCCCUUUCGAGGAACGCGACCAGGAGGACGAGGCCGCGAUUUCAGACCCUAUGAUUCCAACGCAUUCAGGGGCUCCUGGAACCGACGCCCCCAGGGCAGAGACCUACGGCUGGCUGGUCAACUUCGACAAAAGCCAUCUCCAACCAACCCAACGCCUACUACAUCUUGGGGCAAUGUUGGACACCCUGCAGGCAAUGGUCUUCCUGUCUCCAGAUCGCAUCACUGCCAUCACAAGCAUCGCAAGGUCCCUGAUGCAACAAACAUCCGCAGACGUCAUGCUUCUCGCCAGAGCGCUCGGGAUGUUUAUCUCCACAAUCCACAUUGUACCCUGGGCUCGAGCUCACACUCGGCCCCUUCAGUGGACUCUGUUGCCUUUUCAAAAAGACAUUGCCAGCUCCAACCAUCGCAAAGUUCAUUUGAGCCCCGCUCUGCGCCUCUCCUUCCGCUGGUGGACCAAGGUUCAACACCUCUCCAAGGGCACGUCGUUCAGAGAACCCCGCAGAACCGUCGUGACCACAGACGCCAGCCUCAUAGGUUGGGGAGCCCACUGCAACUCCCAGUAUGUUCAGGGGGUUUGGCCCAACGCAGAGCGAGCUCGAAGCAUCAACUGGCUGGAACUAAAGGCUGUCCACUUGGCUCUAUGUCAUUUUCAGUCUCUGUUCCCUUUGCAUCAUGUGCUCAUUCGAACAGACAACACGAGUGUAAAAUCACAUUUGAACAGACAAGGGGGCACCAGGUCUCGUCCUCUGCAGGACUUAGCCUCCCUCAUCUUUGUCUGGGCAGAACAACAUCUACAAUCCCUGAAAGCAGAGCACCUCAAAGGGAUUUUGAAUGUGACAGCAGACUGGCUCAGCAGACAACAGGUCUUCCCGGGAGAAUGGAAACUUCAUCCAGCCAUUUUCCAUCGUCUCCAGUGUCGGUUCGGCGCCCUCUCAGUCGACCUGUUUGCUUCCAGUCACAAUUGCCAGCUUCCCAGGUACUUUGCCCGAUACCUGGACUCAACAGCAGAAGCAGUGGAUGCUCUGACAACACCGUGGCCAGAUGGUCUAUUGUACGCCUUUCCUCCCAUACCAUUGUUAGCCAAAACCUUGAGGAAGGCGCGAACCGAAAGGGCACAGCUGGUUCUGAUAGCACCAUUUUGGCCACGCCGUCCGUGGUUCUCAGAUCUUCUGGCAAUGUCAAUGAUGGACCCUUGGACACUUCCAGUAACGCCAGACCUCUUAUCCCAGGGUCCAGUACUGCACCAGGACCCUACUUGGCUCAAUCUAACAGCGUGGCGUUUGAACGGAGACACUUGAGGUCAGCUGGACUGUCUGACGCUGUGAUUGAUAUUAUUUUGGCCUCGAGAAGACCAUCUACCACUCGCAUUUAUCAACAUACCUGGGUGGCUUUCUCCAAGUGGUGUCAGUCCCACCACCACGAUCCAUCCCAGGCCAAUGUGCACCAGGUGCUCCAAUUUCUCCAUAGUGGCUUUAUGAUGGGACUUUGACCCAACACUCUACGUCGACAUGCGUCUACUCUGUCAUCCAUUCUCUCAGUGUCCUCUCCUGGAGAUCAUAUUUCCUCACAUCCGUUCAUCAAACGU
Molecule: messenger RNA, 3817 nt
Organism: Rhineura floridana
Lineage: Eukaryota; Metazoa; Chordata; Lepidosauria; Squamata; Rhineuridae
Exons: 2
Coding region: 767-3721 (984 amino acids)
Source: RefSeq, a predicted model, not a curated record